ACCACGUGCAUGACUGGUACCCGUGGAGGUCAAAGAGGGCAUCAGAUCCCCUGGAACUGGUGUUAUGGAUGGUUGUGAGCCUCCAUGUGGGUUCUGGGGAUCAAACCCGGGUCCCUGAAAGCAAUAAGUGCUUCUAAACGCUGAGCCUUCUCCUGAGUCCCCCACUCCCCCAUCUCCGGAUCCGCAUCCCCAACCUCGGUCGCCAGUAGUACCACCCAUGGCCCUCUCUCCAGUCUCGCCUGACCUCCGCCUAUGCUUUGGCUCUCUACCCUCCGCGGUUUCGUCUGUGAAACAGGAUCGCGGGGUUCGACGUCAGCCGGGGCUCUCAAGCACUGUCCUGACCAGGGGAAAGCCGGUCAGGUGGAAAAACCAAUCUCCCCAGCUCUGGAACCCGUUUCCAUGACAACGCGGCUAACCAGCGUCUGCGGGCGGGGCGCUGCACGUCACUUCCAGUCCAUUUGCUUCCGGGUUCCGCUUGUGCCUCCUCCACUGUCCCUAAGGGGUGAGGUCGGGUUCCGCGGAGAAGCGCUAACCCCCCCAUCUCCCCCUCCUUUCGUCUCCCGCCUCCUCCUCUUUGCUCUCCGUUCUUCGUGUUCACCUGCUGGCCACCGGCUUCCGCCGCUCCCUCGCAGACUCAGCGCGCAGCCGCGAUCCAGUUUCUCGCAGGGCCCGCCUCCGUUGACGUCAUUUCCGGGCCGAGUGCUUCCGGGCCGCCGCUAGCUCCGGUCCUAGUCUCGGUCCCCGGAGCCGGCGGGAGCGGCGGGGCCGUGCGGGGCCGUGCUCCGGCGGCGCUCGCUUCCCUCGCGGGCAGCGGCGGGCUGUGGUGCACUCUAAGGUGAAGGGGACAGUAGACUGCCUGGUCUACUCUUCAGUGGCUUCAUGUGGCCAUUCACAGAAACCCUGUGUGUGCUGCUGGGAGUGGGACCCAGCGUCUCUCACACUGCAGUCCCAGCCCCCACCAUCAGGACAGUCGUUGGUGUGUCCUAGCAUGUGCUGGUUCCUGGGCACCAUGCCAGUUCUUCAUGUGAUGUGCCAGUCUCCGGUCCCAGAGCCAUGGGGGAGAUGAGGUAGCCCUUUGGGUUUGAUUGGGGAAGCCCAGUUCAAUGGAUACGAAGUACAAGGAUGAUUUAUUUCGGAAGUACGUGCAGUUCCAUGAGGGCAAAGUGGACACCACCCCCGGCAAGCAGCAGCCUGGCAGCGAUGAGUACCUGCGGGUGGCAGCUGCCACCCUGCUCAGCCUGCACAAAGUGGACCCCUUGCAUCGAUUUCGGCUGAUCCAGUUUUAUGACGUGGUGGAGAGCUCCCUCCGCUCACUGAGCAGCUCCAGCCUGAGCGCUCUGCACUGCGCCUUCAGCAUGCUGGAGACGAUGGCCGUCAACCUCUUCCUGUUCCCCUGGAAGAAGGAGUUCCGCAGCAUCAAGACCUACACAGGCCCUUUUGUUUACUAUGUCAAGUCCACAUUGCUGGAGAAGGACAUCCGAGCCAUUCUGAGGUUCAUGGGCUACGAGCCUGAGUUGGGAACUGCGUACAAACUCAAGGAACUGGUGGAGUCCCUCCAGGUGAAGAUGGUCUCCUUUGAGCUCUUCCUAGCAAAGGUCGAGUGUGAGCAGAUGCUGGGGAUCCACUCGCAGGUGAAGGACAAGGGCUACUCGGAGCUGGAUGUGGUGACUGAGCGGAAGAGCAGCACAGAGGACGCGCAUGGGUGCUCAGACGCUCUGCGGCGACGGGCUGAGAGUAGGGAGCACCUGACCACUUCCACAGCUCGUGUGGCACUCCAGAAGUCAGCCAGUGAGCGGGCAGCCAAGGACUACUACAAGCCCCGAGUGACCAAACCCUCCAGGUCGGUGGAUGCCUACGACAGCUACUGGGAGAGCAGGAAGGUCCCCUCAAAGGCCUCCCUGAGUCUGCGAAAGGAGCCCUUGGCCAUGGAUGUAGGGGAUGACCUGAAGGACGAGAUCAUCCGCCCAUCCCCCUCCUUGCUGACCAUGUCCAGCUCCCCCCAUGGUAGCCCUGAUGACCUUCCAUCCAUCUCCCCCAUCAACGGCCUUGGCCUUCUGCGCAGUACGUACUUUUCCACUCAGGAUGACGUGGACUUGUAUACAGACUCGGAACCCAGGGCCUCCUACCGGAGGCAGGAUGCUCUGCGGCCGGAUGUAUGGCUGGUCAAAAACGAUGCCCACUCCAUCUACCACAAGCGUUCAGCCCCCACCAAAGAGUCUGCCCUCUCCAAGUGCCAAAACUGCGGCCUGUCCUGCAGCUCUUCCCUCUGCCAGCGCUGUGACAGUCUACUUGGCUGUCCUUCGGGCUCCAAGCCCAGCGCCUUUCUUAGCAAGGCCUCUGCUCAUGACAGCCUGGUCCAUGGGACACCUAUGCGGGAGAAGUAUAUGGGCCAGACUCAGGGCCUUGACCGGCUGCCACCUGUCCACUCAAAGCCCAAGCCGUCUGCCACAGGCACCUCCCGCUGUGGCUUUUGUAACCGUGUGGGUGCCACCAACACCUGCACCCAGUGUUCAAAAGUCUCCUGCGACGCCUGCCUUGGCGCUUACCACUACGACCCCUGCUGCAGAAAGAGCGAGCUACACAAGUUCAUGCCCAACAACCAGCUGAACUACAAAUCCACUCAGUUCUCCCAUCUCGUGUACAGAUAGGCCCCACCCCCAUCUUCCGCUAUAAGGGCUACACCACUGACCUGGCUUGGUCCCAUCCAGAGGUAGCAGAGCAGCAUCAGAAGUGGAGACCUGAGCUUGACCGUGGCAGCAGCCAGGGCCACUGCUCCUUCACACUGGAGUUCACUGAGCACUUCACCCCCACCAGUAGCGGCUGUGUGCUCUGAGGGACAGGGUGGCACGUCCAUCCAGGCAUUUCACUGACCUCUCCACUCCCUGCUCAGCUGGUUUGGGUUUGGGUUUUGGUUCUGGUUCCUUUGAAAUAAGGUCUCUGUCUCUGGGACUCUUGCCACACCUACCCCUCCUUCUGCAAAGCCAGCUUGGACUGGGAAUGAUCCUUCGGGUCACCUUCAAAUGCCCACCAGGAGUGGCGGGCGAGCUAGAGGCCUGCUGGCUUGUGAAAUGAGCCCUCCUGCCAUAUCGGGCCUCUCUGAUGGCUCGCCUCUUUUCCUGCUCCUGAUACAAGGAUCCCUAGGCAGAUGUCCCCGCCCCCUCCCUCCCCCAACUGGUAUCAAAGGGGAGCCAAGUCCAGUAUUAGCUGAAUGCCAUCUUGCCAGCUCCACUCAAUCAGCCCACAGUGUUGGCGAGCUCUGCUCAGCAGUUGGAAAGUGGACUCCCCAACAGGACUGAUGUCCCUUCCUGUCUGCACCCUACUGUACUGUAUAUACAGAGUUUGAGGUUUAUUUUGAAGUGAGUAUUCAACUUGCUGUGUGUUUCAACAUGGUGAAAGAAAUUAAUGAUAUGGUAAUUAUAAAGGUGCCCUGAGUCCUUUAGUCUUCCAAGGGGGUUGCUCAUGCCCUUUCCCGGGGUGGUCUCCACUUGCUAGGGUGGAGCUGAGAGCCUCGGGGUAGGGGACUGACAAAGCCCAUGUUCCUCCUCAUGUGAGUAGAGAGCUGCUGCACUUCCCUACAGUAAAUAUUCGACACCUACCUCCAGUGUGCACGCGGGGUUAGCAUGGUGCCGAGGUCUGCAUUGACCCCAGUGACAAGGUGGAGACCUCAGCCCUCACAUCUACAGCUCUGGUCUUGGUGCCUGCUGAGCAUGAAUCUUGUACCCCAGACCUUGAGUUCAUUUCAGAAGGAAAUUCAGGUGGGGUUCCCUCCACGCCCAUCUAAGCCUUCCUCACUGGUUCCCAGCGCUCUGUCUUCUUGCACUAGGGUGAGUAGAGGUAGUUGUGUGCCCAUUGGACAGAUGCUUCUCCAGUACUCAGCUGAGUGUCCACGAUUCGUUGUAUAAAUAAUCCACCUCUGGAUUUUCCUUUUUGGGAAGCAGAGCCAGGAGAAGGGCAGGAAUUUGAAACUCACUUCUUUGUGAACUGGUAACACACUUUAGCCAUAGGCAGUUGUGAUGUCUGCUGUUUGGGAUCUACGUGCUAGUGGGGUUUUCCCAAAGGCAUUCAGCUCUGGAGCAGGCUGACUGGCCACACCCUGAGCCACUGUGAAUGUGCUGGUGUUCUUCCGACUUACUGGAGUGAUUUUAAGGUUUUCCAAUCUUAUACGGCUCUUUUUAUCUCUAGCUAUAGAUCACAUGUAGAUAAGUGCACAUACAGCUAAAUUUGAGCAAUCCUGUUACUGAGACUAGCCUCCCUGGGCCGCGGUCCUUGAUGUUCCUUCUCCAUUGGCACUGCCUGGCCCACUCCUGGGAGCUCUAGUUUUCUAUUCCAGUUUGCUCCGGGAUUGCAGGGACUCUUAAGAUGGAGGCCGGGUCACCCGAGGAAAUGCUGUGUGUGCAGGUUGGCACGGCCUCACCCUCCUAGGUGUGUCUCACUGUAGGAGAUUGCUGUGAUCCGGAUAGUUGAGUAUAUGCUAAUUUAAAAAUGCACAUAUUUUGCAUUCGAUUUCUACAGAGUUGAAAUGAUCAGAGAAGAUUUUAAAAAACUAACUAAAUAAAGUGUCUUCCAUUGUUAAAAGAAGUGUUUAUGGUGUUGCAGCCCCUCCUGCGGCUUCCCAUUUGCAGCACACUCUGGCCUAUAAGCCAUUGUUAGCACAAGUGACAGGAUCCAGAUACUGUCUGGGCAUCUGGGGAAGAUGGGAACCAGGCCCAGGGGCCAAGCUGCCCAUUUCCCCAGAAUGGGCUGUGUCCUCUGGGAGAAAUAAUUGUUGGUGGCUGCAGACAUUAAGAAUCCUUCCCCUUUUAUUCCUGCCUCCAGAUUUCUCUAAUUAAAGGCAUGUUUUACCAUA
This is a messenger RNA of Peromyscus californicus insignis, 4846 nucleotides long. It is a transcript of the gene Spata2, whose product is annotated as spermatogenesis associated 2. Gene Ontology annotation, cellular component: cytoplasm. The record is from RefSeq and is a predicted model, not a curated record. NCBI's taxonomy places the organism in Eukaryota, Metazoa, Chordata, Mammalia, Rodentia, Cricetidae. Gene Ontology annotation, biological process: regulation of necroptotic process; protein linear deubiquitination; regulation of tumor necrosis factor-mediated signaling pathway. The transcript has 4 exons. The coding region runs from base 1104 to 2648 and encodes 514 amino acids.